AUGGGUGGGAGAUCGGCAUCAACCUAUUUCAAAACUGUGAAUGACACGCUUCUGAGGCAUAUUCUUUUCCUGGGUCCUGGGCUUAUCGCAGCCGUGGCCUAUUGUGAUCCAGGCAACUGGGCCACAGAUAUGGAAGCUGGUUCACGUUUUGGGUACAAGCUUUUGUUCACUGUGCUUCUGUCUGGCCUGUUUGCUGUGCUUCUUCAGAUUCUAAGUUGCCGCCUCGGCGCCGUGACGCGCCAAGACUUGUCAGUUGCGACACGCCGUCUCGUGCUGGGCCUUCGACAUGAGUCGUCCGUCCCCGACUGGGGCUCCCUGCGCACACGACUCAAGUAUUGGUGCCUUCUCAUGCCCUUGUAUGUGAUCAAUGAGAUUGCCAUUUUGGCGACGGAGCUCGCUGAGCUUAUUGGCAGUGCUAUUGCGCUAAACCUGCUCUUCCCUAGCCUUCCUUUGUGGGGAGGCGUGCUUGUGACCACAGCUGAUGUGUUUUUGGUUCUAUUCAUGUACAGGCCCUCGUCGGGAGUGCGUCUCUUCGAAAUUCUGAUUUCCGUUUUGGUGAUUAUUGUUCUAGUUUGCUUUUGCGUACUACUAGAGCGAGUGCGUCCCGACUGGGGCGAAGUUUUUCACGGCUAUGUGCCCUCGCCUACCGUGGUGAGUUCCAAAGGUCUAUACAUAUCUAUUUCCAUUCUCGGUGCCACAAUCAUGCCUCAUUCACUCAUUCUUGGCUCACAUUUUGCCACCAUUGAGCGCCUCGAUGUGGACGAGGGCUCUGAAAGCGACUCCUUAAUUCCGGACCAAGUGCCGAAAACGAAGCAAAGUCUCUGGAAACGCCUCAUCUUGCCGCACGUCCGCGUACCUGAAAUGAUAGAGACAGAUGCCAUCCCAAAAGCUGAACCUGUUUCGUACCGCCAUUUAAAUCUUGUCCUUCAACAUGCUUCUUGGGAUAUUGCUAUCUGCUUGGUGGUAUUUGCCAUCACGAUUAACAGCGCCAUCCUUGUCGUUGCUUCUGCUGCGUUUUACUAUGGUCAUAACAACACAGGCGACAAAGUGGUGGUGGCCGAUCUUUUUGAAGCAUUUAAUUUACUCAAGUACACCACGGGCCAUGUACCAGCCAUUCUCUUUGCUGUUGCUCUCUUAGCAGCGGGCCAGUCGUCUAGCAUUACAGUCACCCUGGCCGGUCAGAUUAUCUCCGAGGGUUUCAUCCAUUGGCAUCUCACGCCCUUCAUGCGACGUUUGAUAACUCGUGCUAUGGCUGUGAUUCCCGCGAUGAUUGUGGCAAGUGUGGCUGGCCGGUCUGGAUUGGAUCAGAUGCUGGUGGCCUCCCAGGUGGCGCUCUCAAUGGCACUGCCUUUUGUUAGCUUUCCGCUCCUGGUGAUUACAUGCUCGUCCAAACUUAUGACACGCGAGCUCUCGGACCAGGCAAAUGAUGAUGCAUCUGGUACUUACACCGAGCCUAGGACUUCCUAUGAUACGGUGCCGCCAUCUCGCUGGACGCGGUCUAGCGAUCCACGCUGUGCUCGCGAUCGUGACUCCGCCAAAGUGUCUAUCCCACCAGCUGUUCUCGCUUCUUUACCGGAUAAGAAUCCUUAUGCGUCGCCAAAAAGGAGCCCCGUGGGUAUCUCCAUGUCGGACUAUGACGUGUCGGUACUACCAUUGAUUCCUUCUGAUGGUGACAUUAGCAACCUUCAUGACUAUCUUCGUGGCUCCUCUGGUUUUUCGCCGGGCCGCAAAAGCUCACAAGGCAAUUUAAACUCCAAUCUUGAUGGAAAAAUUAGCGGAUCUCGAAGUCGUGAGGCAUUCUAUGCUUUGAGGAAUCCUAAGAAGCCUGGCAAUAGAAUGAUGUUCAAUCCAUCUCCACGUUCUGCACCAUCAAGUCUGUACCACUUCGGCAUGCAUAGAAACUUUAGCACGCCGUCCCUUCGAGGUGUAAAGUCGGGCACGCCUGUGGCCGGUUCUGUUCCACUGCCUGACGCAGCUCGUGCUUCUCCAAGUCCGGUAUCUGCACUGGGGUUGUAUAGGGGCGAAUCGUCACGGGCAGAUAACUCCUUUUCAUCUUUGGACCUGCAAGAAAGUGCUGGCAAUGAUAGCAGUAUCAUGAUGUCCUUUCAAGAUGAUCUUUCCGGAGAAAAUAUUGGUGCGCCCCAGUCUAUUGCGCCAUUGUCUAACCCGCCUCCUUCUACUACCUCGGGAUCAUCAAAUGAAUUCCUUACCAAGUCACCAGCACCUACACCUGAUGUACAGGAAUCCCUAAAAAUUCUGGCAGAAAUAGACCAACCAUGGUUCCAGCCCGCUGCCCCUCCUCCAUUGCCCUCUACUUUCGCGUCUUUAGCGCCCCCCGUGUCGGAAUGGCAUCCUGAGCCUAAACACACCCCAUCAGUCAGGUUUUCUACAUCGGCGACACCCGAACCGGAACGCAUUAACGAGUCGCUGUCCCAAGAUGCUCCGACUACGCCUGAUGGAGACAAUUCAUCUAACAUAUUGUUUCAACCCGCUGAUCAAACUGGUGACAACCCAGAGCGUGCGUCUGGCACUACUGCUCCUCUGCCGUCACGGCCAAGUAUGGCGCCGACGGAGUACAGUUUCGGUUCCCGAUACAGUGGGAUCUCAUCAAGGUCUCCUCGGAUUACCCGUGUUCCUUCGCUUCCUCCGGCUAUCCCACAUGUCACAUCGCCUAUAAUGCAGACGGGAGCGCUGCCGAGUGACUCUGCUUUGGUUUUGCCGCAUACAGAAUCCAUGAAAGCCAAUGACUCGUCUCCCCUGAAUGCAUGGCUAGACAACCGGCCGCUGCCUCCAUCUUCUGCAUCUCAAGAUUCCCAAGGGCCGGGCUCUCUCUCUCAGCCUGCCAGUUAUCCUCACAUUCUUUCUCCUUCGACAACAGAACCUAAAUUUACAUACAGCAUUGUCAAUGGUAUCCAGCCUAAAGCGCAGCAGCGCCAAGGAUCGAACAAUCCUUUCAAAAUACCACCGAGUACCAAGCCCUUGCCCCCCAUCGAGCUGUCCAAAACUGAUGGUUCAUCGAGUCAUGGCAAUCAUACUUCAGAGGAAACAGUUCAUUCGGAUCAAUCAUCUUCUGCUCUUCCCCCAGUUUUGCCAAAUAGGGUCUCACCGAACUCGCCGCCCAUACCCUUGUCGGUACCAGAAAGAAGCGCCGGGACUCUUCGAGACACCACUGACUUCCGCUUGUCGAACACUUCGGCAUACGAUUUCCAGGACUUCUCCAAGGGCGUGGAAGAAAAUCCUGCAGCGUCGCCAAAUCUCAAGGAUCAGCUCAACGAUAGGUCGAAGGUGUAUGGUUCCGUCGACUGUGUGGACACGGUUAACUUGGUGCCAUCACCGGCGAUCCCCCGCACCGUCGAGGCACCUACCUCAGAGAAAGAACCGCAGGGUUUCAAGAAUGACGUGGAGGACUCUAUAUGUCAACGAUUGAAAGAAUUCCAAUCCCAACAACAAGCCUUGCGUGGCACUAUUGAAACAUCCCGCGCAGAAAUCUUGCAGCUCCGCGAAAAGAUUCGCGCUUUCCGUGCCGAGCUGGACGAAGAAGUGUUGGUGUAUCCUCCAACCGAGCCUUUGAACUUGUCUAUCUACGAACCAACCGAUCGAGAACCAUCUCGUGACGAUCGUCUACGGGAUAGUUUGCUCUCCAUGGAUGAUCUAGAUCGUCGACUGACCUUUAUGCUGGAGAGCCAUGGUCUCAGAGAUACAUAUCCAUACACAUAG
This is a messenger RNA of Malassezia sympodialis ATCC 42132, 3717 nucleotides long. RefSeq lists its product as uncharacterized. The record is from RefSeq and is a predicted model, not a curated record. The coding region runs from base 1 to 3717 and encodes 1238 amino acids. The transcript is spliced from 3 exons. Lineage: Eukaryota; Fungi; Basidiomycota; Malasseziomycetes; Malasseziales; Malasseziaceae.